Messenger RNA from Penicillium canescens, 192 nucleotides. RefSeq lists its product as uncharacterized. Lineage: Eukaryota; Fungi; Ascomycota; Eurotiomycetes; Eurotiales; Aspergillaceae. The record is from RefSeq and is a predicted model, not a curated record. The coding region runs from base 1 to 192 and encodes 63 amino acids. The transcript has a single exon.
AUGUCGGCAUUGAAGUUAUCCCCGGGUCAAACCCUGCAAUUUCAACAGAUCACAAAUCUCGGCUAUCCCAACCUAGAACGACUGGAGACUCCGAUCUAUGUCCGAAGCAAGAUCGCAAUCCAUAUCUACAACUGCUAUGACUCGUCCGUUGCACUACACUGUACCAUGGCUGUCUCCCGCCAUGGGAACUAA